Dunckerocampus dactyliophorus (ringed pipefish) is the source of this 9682-nucleotide messenger RNA. RefSeq names its product ral GTPase-activating protein subunit beta-like. The record is from RefSeq and is a predicted model, not a curated record. Gene Ontology annotation, biological process: regulation of small GTPase mediated signal transduction; activation of GTPase activity. Gene Ontology annotation, molecular function: GTPase activator activity. The transcript has 33 exons. The coding region runs from base 190 to 4863 and encodes 1557 amino acids. NCBI's taxonomy places the organism in Eukaryota, Metazoa, Chordata, Actinopteri, Syngnathiformes, Syngnathidae.
GGGGGGCGAGCUUCUGAAAUCCUGAAUCCCAUGUCAUCAAGCUGUAAUAUUCAAGCGUUGACAUUGCGAAGAUGGAGGCUAUUACGGUCUGAGAGUACAAACUGCGCUUUUCUCAAGGCCUAGAUUAUGACGUUCCCAGUUGGUCCAGGAGGGGGCAGGGGGUGCGAGUAAAAUCGCAACACCGCCACCAUGUACUCGGAGUGGCGCUCGCUGCAAUUGGUGGUGCAGAGCGACCAGGGCCACCUCAGCGUGCUGCACUCCUAUCCCACCAAUGUUGGCACCGAGGUGGCCAACGCAGUGGUCAAGCCUCUGUGCACGGCCGUGAGCCCUGUGGCCACCGAGAACAUUCUCAAGACGGACAAGGAGGUGAAGUGGACCAUGGAAGUGCUAUGCUACGGCCUCACCCUCCCUCUAGAGGGCGAUACGGUCAAGCUGUGCGUGGACGUCUACACGGACUGGAUGAUGGCCCUCGUAUCCCCCCGAGACUCCAUGCCCCAGCCUGUGGUCAAAGAGCCCAAUAUGUAUGUGCAGACCAUCCUCAAACAUCUCUACAACGUCUUUGUACCAAGGCCCGAGCAGCACAGCUUGAAUCACAUCAGGCUUUGCCAGCAGGUGCUGACUGCCGUGCAGAAACUUGCGCGAGAAUCCAUUUUCAUGGUAAGGGAGACCUGGGAGGUGUUGCUGCUCUUCCUGCUUCGCAUCAACGACACCUUGCUUGCCCCGCCAACAGUUGGAGUGGGAGUGGCCGAGAAACUGGCAGAGAAAUUGAUGGCCGUGCUGUUUGAGGUGUGGCUGCUGGCGUGCGCCCGCUGCUUUCCCACGCCGCCGUACUGGAAGACGGCGAGGGAGAUGCUGGCCAACUGGAGACAUCACCCGCCUGUUGUGGAGCAAUGGAGCCGAGUGGCCUGCGCCCUCACCUCCAGACUCUUACGCUUCACCCACGGACCCUCCUUCCCAGCUUUUAAAGUUCCCGACGAGGAUGCCAACCUGAUACCGUUGGAGAUGGACAACGACUGUGUGGCACAGACGUGGUAUCGGUUUCUGCAUAUGCUCAGCAACCCAGUGGACCUGAGCAACCCGGCGAUAGUCAGCACCACUCCUAAGUUUCAGGAGCAGUUCCUUAACUCCAGCAGCAUCCCGCAUGAGGUGGUGCUGCAUCCGUGUCUCAAACAACUGCCCCAGAUCUUCUUUAGGGCCAUGCGGGGUGUCAGCUGCCUAGUGGACGCUUUUCUGGGUGUCUCAAUUGAAAAGAGAGAUGUACGGGAGAGGGUGUUCUCUUUUUGUCCAGUGCGGCUCUCCCAUGGCAUAUCCCGUCCUCGAGCCGACAGUGCCCCGCCUACACCGGUCAACAGAAUGAGCAUGUCUCCGCCCCCCUCUGUUGCCAACACCACUCCCCCUCACAGUCGUAAGCAGCGGCACACAGUGGUCACCAAAACCACAAGCAAGAGUUCAACUAGCAGUGGCAGUCAACCAACAAAAGUAUCACAGCAGCAGCAGCAAACUUCAUCCUCGCCGACUUUGUUGUCCAGUCCAAACCAGAGCAGUUGGGAGUCCAGGCCGCUGCCCGCUCCAACACGGCCCAAAGUCAACAGCAUCCUCAACCUGUUUGGCCAGUGGUUGUUUGAUGCUGCACUGGUCCACUGUAAGCUCCACAGCGGCCUCAGUCGAGACCCCAGCAUGACCGCCUCUUUUAUCCAAAUUCUCCUUUCUUAUAAAUCUUCAAUAGCCACACAAGUAGGCCUGGAGCUGAGAAGGAAAGGCUCUCAAAUGUCCACUGACUCCAUGGUGUCCAACCCCAUGUUUGACGCCAAUGAGUUUCCGGAGAGCUAUGAGGCAGGUCGAGCCGAGGCCUGCGGGACUCUGUGCCGUAUCUUUUGUAGCAAGAAAACGGGUGAAGAAAUUCUACCUGUUUACCUCUCCAGGUUCUACAUGGUGCUGAUUCAAGGUCUCCAGAUCUCUGAUUUCAUCUGUAGACCCGUCUUGGCCUCCAUCAUUCUUAACUCUUCCUCUCUCUUCUGCACUGACCUGAAGGGCAUCAAUGUGGUUGUGCCAUACUUCAUAGCAGCCUUGGAGACUAUUGUACCAGACAGGGAGCUGUCAAAAUUCAAGAUUUAUGUAAAUCCCACGGAUCUGAGGAGAGCCUCCAUCAACAUCCUGCUGGCCAUGCUGCCAUUGCCACAUCACUUUGGCAACAUCAAAUCUGAGGUUCUGCUGGAGGGCAAGUUUAACGAGGAGGAUGGAUUGCCUCAUGACCAGCCUGUGUCUUUUUUGUCCCUGAGGCUACGUCUUGUCAAUGUUUUAAUUGGUGCCCUGCAGACAGAGACUGACCCGACCAACACGCAACUCAUCCUGGGUGCAAUGCUAAAUAUCGUUCAAGACUCUGCCCUGUUGGAGUCCAUUGGUGCGCAGACAGAAACAGGGAGCAUAGAUGGGAGUCAUGCGCCAACGAGAAGUCAGAGUCACAGCCGGACCAACAGCGGCAUCAGUUUCAGCAGUGGGGGCAGCACGGAAGCCACCAGUCCGGACUCUGAACGUCCCACCCAGGCUCUACUUCGGGAUUACGCUUUUCCAGAUACAGCGGCAGGCCUGUUGGUCCGCAGCAUCCACCUGGUCACUCAGAGGCUCAAUUCCCAGUGGAGACAAGACAUGAGCAUUUCACUGGCCGCCCUGGAGCUGCUGGCCGGCCUCGCCAAGGUCAAGGUGGGUGUUGACUCAGCGGACCGUAAGCGAGCUGUUAGCUCUAUAUGUGGCUACAUUGUGUACCAGUGUAGCCGUCCAGCACCUCUUCAGUCCAGAGACCUUCACUCCAUGAUUGUAGCUGCUUUCCAGUUUCUUUGCGUGUGGCUCACCGAGCACCCUGACAUGCUAGAUGAAAAGGAUUGUUUGAUGGAGGUGUUGGAGAUAGUGGAGCUGGGAAUCUCCGGCAGCAAGUCCCGACAGGAACAGGAAGUGCGACACAAAGGGGAGAAGGAGCAUAACCCGGCUUCCAUGAGGGUGAAAGAUGCUGCGGAGGCCACUCUGUCAUGUAUCAUGCAGGUCUUGGGAGCCUUCCCCUCACCUAGUGGGCCCUCCUCGACUUGCAGCCUCCUCAACGAAGACACCCUGAUCCGCUAUGCCAGACUUAGCGCCACGGGAGCUAGCAACUUCCGCUACUUUGUUUUGGACAACUCGGUCAUUCUAGCCAUGCUGGAGCAACCUCUCGGCAAUGAGCAGAACCCUAGCCCAUCUGUGACAGUUCUGAUCAGAGGGACGGCUGGAAGACAUGCCUGGACCAUGCAGCUCUUCCACCAACCCAGAGGAGCUCGGGCCAAUCAGAGGCAGGUGUUUGUCCCAGAGGGGCGUCCAACACCAAACAACGGCGUGGGGAUCAAAUACAACGUCAAGCAGAGGCCGUUCCCCGAGGAGGUGGAUAAGAUUCCCCUUGUCAAAGCCGAUGUUAGCAUUCCCGACUUGGAUGACAUUGUCAGCAAAGAGGCGGGUUAUUUGGGCUGGCUGGAUGAUUUGAGAGCUACAAAUACGCUGAGUUAUAUCCCACACCUGGAAGUUCAACACGACAGGCUUCGCAUUCUAAUGAGCAAGCAGAUAGAGUACGAAAACACGUUGGAGCGGCACAGCGAGGACGUCUGGAAGUCCAAGCCUUUUCCCGACCCACAGAUCGACUGCAAACCUCCUACGCCGUCGCAGGAGUUCCAGACAGCACGGCUCUUCCUCUCACACUUUGGCUUUCUCUCUCUGGAAGCACUCAAGGAGCCCAACAACAGUCGUCUACCUCCUCACCUGAUUGGCUUGGAGUCGUCCUUGCCCGGGUUCUUUGAUGACAUCAACUACCUAGACCUACUCCCCUGCCGACCGUUUGACACAGUGUUUGUUUUCUACGUGAGGGCUGGACAGAAAACCAGCCAUGAGAUCCUGAGGAAUGUGGAGUUGUCAGCCAGCGUCCAGCCUCACUUCCUGGAGUUCCUGCUGUCCUUAGGCUGGCCUGUGGACGUAGGCAGCCACCCAGGGUGGACAGGGCACCUCGAUACCAGCUGGUCCCUCAACUCAUGCUCUGACAAUGAUCUACAACAGACUGAGGAAGCAGCUACUCCUGAGGACACAGGAGGCUCAGUGUUCAACGGAGAGAAGAAAGUUUUGUACUACGCGGAUGCUCUGACUGAGAUUGCCUUUGUUGUGCCGUCUUUAACUGAACAUUCUGAGGAGUCGUCAGUGCACAGCGACUCGACGCUGGAGGCCGACACAAACAUGGAUCUCAUGCCCAGUUUACUCAAACAGCCCAAUCUCACACUCGAGCUAUUCCCAAAUCAUUCGGAAAACCUGGAGUCUGCCAAAAAGAUGAGUCCUUUAGUGAAGACCAAAAGGUCUUCAAGUGGAAAGUCUUUUCCACCACUGGGUCCUGAGACCAAGGUGUUUGUGGUCUGGAUGGAGCGCUUUGAUGAUAUUGAGAACUUCCCAUUGUCAGACCUUUUGGGGGAAACCAGCACGGGUUUGGAAGCAAGCAUGAGCAACAGCACGUCCUGCAGAUCGGGGUUACUGGAGAAGGAUGUUCCUCUGGUCUUCAUCCACCCACUGAAGACGGGCCUCUUUCGGAUCCGGCUCCAUGGAGCUGUGGGAAAAUUUGGCAUGGUGAUUCCCCUGGUGGAUGGCAUGGUGGUCAGUCGCCGGGCGCUAGGCUUUCUGGUGCGACAGACUGUCAUCAACGUGUGCCGACGGAAGCGUCUGGAGAGCGACUCAUACAACCCGCCGCAUGUCAGGAGGAAGCAGAGGAUCACGGAGAUCGUGCAGCGUUACCGUAACAAGCAGCUGGAGCCCGAAUUUUACACUUCCCUCUUCCGCGAGGUGGGGGAGGGAAAGCCUCACCUUUAACACGAAACCCCCCACUCAUCCUGUCCUGUCCUAACACUGGCUCAUGAGUGCACACACACACUCACACACACACACACACACACACACGCACACACACAACAUGCAUACAUGAUUCACAACACAGAAUCUUUAUAUUUAUACUGUACAACUGUUAUUUAUAUGAAUCCAUAUAUCAACACUGUCUGCCUUUGACUCUGAGAGCAAAGUGUGGAAAAGUAGUGAAGACGCCAAGGGUUGGAAAAAGGCUCCAUUUUGUGUCCCCGGCAGCUCAUUGACAAUUGGAGUGUCGGCCUCAUUAAGGGGCAUUUUACUCAAGACCGCUUUUUGCCAUACAACCAUGUUGUUUUAGCCCUUUGUUUACAUGUUAAUGUUUCUGAGGCCCCAUAUUCUGCUGUUAUUCAACAAUUUAGCAGAUUCUUAGAGGUCCCACAGUAGUGUUUUGGAAGUGAGUUGGGCGAAAUUUAGCCUUGCAAAAGUGACUUUCUAAUGAUGUUGUAACAGUAAUAUGUGUUUAUGAGCACCAAAUGUGAGAAAAAUCUUGACCAUCUGCCUCACUUGUUUGCUCCACUUUUGAAAUUGAGGCUUUUCCUGACAUGAAGGAGGGGGAGAGACAUGCUUCAGUUAUUCAGGUUAAGGUCCCAUAUUGUAGCACUUUCCACUAAUUGUAAAUAAGUGUCAGAGAUCCCACAAUAGUGUAUUGGAAAUGUGUUGUCCAAAAUCUAGCUUUGAUGCUGGAAUUUGGACAGUUUAAGUGCAUUUAGUAAGCCCUGCUGGGUACAUUUAUUAUGGCUUUAGUCCCCAACAUAAUUUUCCAAAAAAUUUUAACUUUCUCAUAUUAUGACUUUGAAAAAGUAAUGUAUUUUUUUAUUUAAUAUUUCAAGUCUGUGCUACUAAAAUAUUAUUUUCCCUCAUAUUACGAUUUUGUGCUUGUAAAAUUGCGACUUUUCUCCUCGUUGGAAUACAACUGUUUUCUCGUCAUAUUUUGACUUUAUUCUCGUAAAAUUACAGCUGUUUUUUUUCAAUCUCAGCUGUGUUUUUUUCCAGGUGUUUCAUUUUUCUUUUUGUAAACUUUCAUCUUGUAAUUCUGACUUCUCUUUAUUCUUGUAUUCUUGAUAUUCUCUUCUAACUUUUUCUGCAACCUAACUGUCCAUAAAUUGCAACUUUUUGGUUGUUUUGUUUUUCGUAUUAUCACAUUAAAAAAACAACAACAUUUUUUUGGUUAUUUCCGCUUUAUGCCACUGAACUGACAUUUUUUCCACAUAAUAUUGUGAUGUUAUUCUUGUAAAAUUACAACUUUUUCUUGAUAGAUUACAACUUUUUUCUCUUAAUAUUUUGACUUCAUUCUUGUAAAAUUACUGCAGAUUUUUCCUCUUUUUUUUUUUCAGUGUUUUUUUUUUUUUUUCUUUUUCCUUUUUUAAAAUGUUUUUAGAAUGUUCCCUGGGCUGCAAAUGGCCCCCAGGCUACACUUUGGAUAACUCUGCCCUAAAGAAACCCCUAACCUUUUUACCCCAGGCGUGAGAGAAACUCAUAAUAUUACAAGUUUCUUGUCAAAACAUGUUUUUUGGAACAUACCCUUAUUAUUUUUGACUCCCUGAAUAUUCAGAUUUUUUAAUUGUAAUUAUAAGAUUUCAUUCUUGUAAGAUUGCAAGUUAAUUCUUGAAACAUUACCUUUUCUUUGCCUCUUAUAAUACUUUAUGCUCAGAAGCUUCCAAACUUCCAGCAGCCAUGUCUGUAGAUGACAUGUCUGUGGAUAGUUGGCAGAGCUCCAGGCAUUGUUUUAAGAUAUGUAGCGAAGCCUGGUCCUCAACUUCAACAGGGACAGUUUGAGCGCCUCUGCUCUCAAACGUGGAGCAAAAAAUGAGAGAGAGGAGAGCUUUUCUCAUGUUUGAUGCUCAUAAACCGGCUCUUGGGACACAUUCUAUCGUUAGAACAUUAAAAAGUCGCUUUUGCAUAAUCGGGAAACUUUAAUGUAUAAAAAUGGGCAACAUUGACUUUGAGACUCGAGACAAAACGUUGUCAUGUAGCCAAACAGCCAAAACAACACAGUUGUCUGUUUCCAGUUAAAAACGGUCUUGUGUAAACAGUCACUUUUGCUUUUCGUCCUGACCUGCAAUACAAAAGCGCCUCUUCCUGAGAUGUUGAAAUAAAAGGUCCAUUGUGAUGCGGGGGAAUUCACGUUGUUGCUACUAAUACACACUUGUGUCCAAAAUCUGCACAAGCCGCUGUUGUUGAGGGCUUGUGCGAUUCUCGCCAUGGUGGGAACACAUCGUCAUCCCAUAAAUAUUUAGUAACCAGGAAACGUUUACAUUCAUUUCAUCGCCAUGCCGACGCCUGCUAAAGUCUUCCUAGUGCACACUGGUGGCCAUGGCAGCAGCUCACUAGCACACUUAUAAUGCUGUUUUUUUAUUAUCAUUAUUGGGUGACUGACUUGUGUUCUAUUACUGUAUGUCUUUUUUUCUACCUGCUUGAAAUCUCACGAAAGCAACUGCUCUGUGUGUGUAUGCUUAUCCAGCCAGUCACAUUGACCUAGAAUGACCCCCUCUGCUGCCCCCAUCCCUUAAACACCCCGAGAACGUUUGGCAUUUAAAAAUGACACUGUCACUUUAAUUCUUCAAUUGAGCAUUUCAGUACCGUCUGUUUGGCACCAAGGAGUAUUUGGGUCGUAACCUUAUGAGAAUAAAUUAGCAAUGUUACAGGAAUAACUAAGCCAAUUUUAUGAGAAAAUAUUUGUAACGUUACAAGACAUUUUGGAAUAAAUGAAUUUUACGAACUAAAUUACAAGCAUGGAUGGCGAAUAUUACAAGAAAAGACAUAUUUUUGCAAAUAGUCGUAAUACAAGAAAAAAAAAUUGUCUGAGAAAAGUCGUAAUGGCAGAUUAUUUGGCAGAUCUCCCAAAUAAAUAAAAUGUUCAAAAUAAAUAAAAAUGCGACUUAGUCAUAAAUCUUGAACUUUUGUCCACAGAUGGAACUUUAUUAUGGUAAUAUGAGAAUUUCUCGAGUAAUAUCACAAACAUUCAAGUACGACUUUAAUCAUGUUAUGUUACUUUUUAAAAAAAAUAACUUUAUUCUCAUAAUAUUGCCUUUUAAAAAAUAGCAAAGUUGGACAAACUUUUUUUUUGCCUAAAUGCACCUGUAUUUUAUUCUUGAAGCAUUAACAACAACAAAAAAAGAUGAUCUUGAAAAACAUCAUGUUUGCGUAAUAUUCUGAGUUUUUUUUUUUUAACAUGAGUUUAUUCUUGUAAUAUGAGUUCAUUUAGAAAGAUUGAAUACUGUGUUACUCUUGUCAUAACUUUUUUCUGUAAUACGAGUUUAUUCUUGUAACAUUACAUGGUUCUUCUCCGAACAUUUUUUUUUUCUCAUUAUGUACCAUGUUCUCUUAAUAAUCCACUUUUUUUCCCAGAUUAUUCUUGCGAUAUUUGAAAUUUGUUCUCGAGAUAUAUUUUGUUUUUCGUAUAAUAACAUGAUAUUCUCCUAAGAUUCCAAAUUUGUUAUUGUCGCAACAGAACUUUUUUUUCUUGUUUACAUACCAUGUUCUCUUAAUAUUAAAUUUUUUUCUUCUGAAUAUUAUCAGUUUAUUCUUGUUAUAUUUCAGGCAUAUUCUCAAGAUAUAACAUUUCCUGUACAUAAUAUUUUUGAAAAAAAAAAUAAUUUACGAGUUUAUUCUUGGAACCUUAUUUGGUUACUUGUUACAUUUAGAGUUUUUUCUCGCAUCAAAUAUGACUUUAUUCUCGCAAUAUUCCGAUUUUUUCCCCCACAAUAUUAAGAGCUUAUUCUUAUGGUAUUUCAAGUUUAUUCUUGAGACAUAUGUAACGUAUCUUAUCAUAUCACAUUAUUUGUGUAAUAUUCUGAUGUUUUUGUCCCGUAUUCUCGUGAUACCACGGGUUUAUUCCUGUAACAUUGAGCUGUUUUUCUCAUAUAAAUGCAACUUUAUCCACGUCAUAUUUUGAGGUCAGACUUGAAUCAUUUCGUACAUUUCUCGUGAAGUCGCAACUUUAUUUUCAUAACCUUCAUUCUUAAUCUUGUAAUUGAAAUAUUUUUUGGGCCUUAAUACUCCUUUGUACACCGACAUGCAGUGACUAAUAUUUUUACAUUGCAAACCCAGAGAGACCCAAUGGAAUUGAGCCUUUCUAGUCUGUUUAAAGAACAGACGUGUGCAGUUUUCCACACAAUAACUCCUGCUAUGGCUUUGUUUACUCACUGUACUAUUUUUUGUUUUUGUGUUGCUGUCACAAUGUGAACUUAUUUAUCACACAACCAACAUGGCAAGUCUCUUUUUGUUUUUCAAGUCUUAAUGCACUGAGCACAUUUCUUAUCUUAUUCCCUUUACAUUUAUUUUUUUUUUUUUGUAUUUGUUUGCAAAGAAGAAAACCCUGCUGAAGGACUACUUUUAACAUGGAUUUGACGCGGCGCCAUUGGACUUUUUAAAGCGUGACUCACUUUUUACGAUGGUGCUUUAUGCACACGCCUUUUAUGGAAAAGCCGAAAAGACAGAAGAGCCACAUAUACUCUACAAUCACAUGUUGUAUCCUGUUACUACAUCACUGUAGGAUGCUAUUUAAGGACAUGUAUAGACGCCAUGAAGGAUGACAUGUAAAUAGAAUAUAGCAUAAAAGACAUUGACACCUUGUCUGACCACAUGGAAGAGAGGGUGUGUUUGUUUUUGGUGUGAGAAGAGUGUCGAAUGUAACAUACGUCCAUUAAAGCUACUAUUCAUAUUUUUAUUGUUCACAUGGUUUUCAACUGGCGGCCCGCCAGCCGAACAUGGUCCACGAAUGACAUCAGACCUGCCGACCACGAGUUCACUUCAAAGAGAGAGUGAC